AUGUUUGAACUAUAUAGCCCUGUCAAGAUCCUCGCAUCUGUUGCAACAACACUUUCAUUUGGAUACUCAUCAGGUUUGGUGACCAGAACCAGCGUUAACACAUGGUACCCUACUCUCAUUAAACCAUGGUUUACACCACCAAACAAGCUUUUCCCAAUUGCUUGGUCAUCCUUGUAUUUGGUCAUGGGUAUUGCUGCUGGUAUAGUAUGGUCACACGCUAGUAAGGGUAAUAAACUAGCAGCAACAGGCCUCAAACAUUUUGCUGUUCAAUUUGGUUUAAACAUGCUCUGGAGCUAUCUCUUCUUUGGUCUCAAAUCACCGGGUCUUGGACUAAUUGAAGUAACUGCGUUAUGGUUUUCUAUUUACAAAACAUGGUCGGUGUUCACACUUGUCGACCCUACUGCUGGGUGGCUUAUGGUCCCAUACUUAUCUUGGGUAAGUUAUGCAACUGUGCUCAAUGCUAGUAUUUGGUGGUUAAACCGUUGA
Molecule: messenger RNA, 486 nt
Organism: Kluyveromyces lactis
Lineage: Eukaryota; Fungi; Ascomycota; Saccharomycetes; Saccharomycetales; Saccharomycetaceae
Product: TspO/MBR family protein
Exons: 1
Coding region: 1-486 (161 amino acids)
Cellular component (GO): mitochondrial outer membrane
Source: RefSeq, a predicted model, not a curated record